This is a messenger RNA of Colletotrichum acutatum, 3603 nucleotides long. RefSeq names its product RecF/RecN/SMC N terminal domain-containing protein. Gene Ontology annotation, biological process: mitotic sister chromatid cohesion. The transcript is spliced from 3 exons. Lineage: Eukaryota; Fungi; Ascomycota; Sordariomycetes; Glomerellales; Glomerellaceae. The record is from RefSeq and is a predicted model, not a curated record. Gene Ontology annotation, molecular function: protein binding; cohesin loader activity; double-stranded DNA binding. The coding region runs from base 1 to 3603 and encodes 1200 amino acids. Gene Ontology annotation, cellular component: chromosome; mitotic cohesin complex.
AUGUACAUUAAACAGUGCAUCAUCCAAGGCUUCAAGAGCUACAAGGAACAGACCGUCAUCGAACCCUUCUCCCCCGGUACGAAUGUCAUUGUCGGUCGCAAUGGAUCCGGCAAGAGUAACUUCUUCGCGGCGAUGCGCUUCGUCCUGAGUGACGCCUACACUCAGAUGACCCGCGAAGAGCGCCAGGCUCUAUUGCAUGAAGGAUCAGGAUCGGCUGUCAUGUCCGCCUAUGUCGAGAUCAUCUUCGACAACAGCGACGAGCGCUUCCCUACAGGAGGAAAGGAGGUCAUUCUGCGUCGCACCAUCGGAACGAAAAAGGACGAAUACUCGGUCGAUCGCAAAGUCGUCACCAAGAACGAUGUUGUCAAUCUGCUCGAGGCUGCCGGCUUCUCCAGGUCAAAUCCCUACUACAUUGUGCCUCAGGGUCGCGUUACGGCCCUGACCAACAUGAAGGAAUCGGACCGACUCACCCUUCUGAAGGAGGUUGCCGGUACUCAGGUCUACGAAGCGCGCCGAACCGAGUCGCUUAAGAUCAUGAACGAGACAAACAACAAGAGAGAAAAGAUUGACGAACUUCUCGGUUACAUCAAGGAGCGUCUCGCUGAAUUGGAAGAGGAAAAGGAGGAGCUCCGUGGUUUCCAGGACAAGGAUCGCGAACGCAGAUGCCUCGAGUACGCCUUGUAUUAUCAAGAGCAGCAGCAAAUCCAGGAACAGCUUGAGCGCAUCGAAAACAUUCGACAGAACGGCUUGGACAACACCGACUCGAUACGAACUGAGCUCAAGGAUGCCGAAAAGACCUUGACCAAGUUGGAGUCUGAGAUCCACAAGCUGACCAAGGAGAUGGAUCUGCUCAAGGUCGAGCGCCGGCAGCUCGAAGAGGACCGCCGCGAAACAGCAAAGUCGAAAGCGAAGGCCGAGCUCAAGGUCAAGACCUUGUCAGAUGGUCAGUCUGCGGCUGUGCAAGCCCAGCAACAACAUGAGGCCGAUCUCGCGGCGACCAUUGAAGAGCUCCAGACGAAGAAGCAGGAGCUGAACAAUGUCGUCCCAGAGUAUACCAGACGGAGGAGCCAAGAGGUCGAGAAGAAGCAGCAGCUGGACACGGCCGAAGCCACACGCAACCGUCUAUUCACCAAGCAAAGUCGUGGCUCCCAGUUUAAGAACAAGGCUGAGCGCGACAAGUACUUGAGGGCAGAAAUCGAGGAUUUGCAUUCGAGACUCAUGAGUCACAAGGCCAACAAGAUGGACGCUGAUGAGGAUGUCACUGGAACCGAGAACUCCAUCAAGCAGCUCGAGAUUGAUGUCGCCAGCUUGAGAGAAAAGUUGCAAAGCUCAAGCGGAAUUCGGAACGAGCUUUUCGAGGAAGCCAGCAGGGCAAGGGAAACGUUGGACAAACUCGACGACGAGAAGAAGUUGCUCUGCCGUGAGGAAGAAAAGCUCGACACCAUCUUGCGAGAUGCUCGCCAGGAGAGAGACAGGGCCGAGCGUGAGCUUAGCUCCAUGAUGGAUGGCGACACUGCCCGUGGUCUUGCCACGAUUAGGCGCCUGAAGCAUGAGCAAGACAUUCCCGGCGCCUACGGCACUAUGGCGGAGCUCCUCGAGGUCAGCGACACUUACCGCCUUCCUGUCGAGCAAAUCGCUGGUAACAGCAUGUUCCACUACAUCGUCGACAACGAUCAAACGGCCACAUUCCUCACUAACCACCUCCGGUCUAACUACGGAGGUAGGUUGACCUUCAUGCCUCUGAACCGCCUCCAUCCGAGAAACAUCAACAUGCCGAGAUCUCAGGAUGGAAUCGUGCCGCUUCUGAGCAAGAUUCGCUACGAUCCUAUGUACGAGAAGGCCUUCCAGCAAGUUUUCGGCAAAGUCGUCGUGUGCCCCAACCUGAGCAUAGGAGGCCAGUACGCAAGGAGUCACGGUGUUGAUGCCAUUACACUGGAUGGUGAUACCACAAACAAGAGGGGUGCGAUGACUGGUGGUUACAUUGACCCCAGGCGAUCUAGACUUGAAGGCGUUCAGGCUGUCAACAAGUGGAGAGACGAGUAUGAGCGGCUCCUGCAGCAGUCUGAUCGGAUUAGAAACCAGAUCGAACAGAAGGAGCAAGAGAUCACUCGUGCCAUGGGUGAAGUUCAGAAGGCUGAGCAGAAGCUUCGUCAGUUGGAAAGCGGCUUCGAACCUCUGAGGCACGAACUCGCCAACAAGAACGGGCAGCUCGAGCACGAGAAGCGACGUCUCAACGAUGCCAUGAGGCAUCGCGAUGCCGUUGAGCGAGACAUGAAGAUCUUCACUGAGAGUCUUGCCGCAAACGAGUCCGAACUCGCGUCAGACUUCAAAAAGUCGCUCAGUAAUGCUGAGGAGAGGCAGCUUGUCGAGCUAGACGCGCAAGUGCAACGCCUUCAAAAGGAGUGGAACGAUACCAGCAAGAAGCGGAGAGAAGCGGAAAGCCGGAAACAGAUCCUCGAGACAGACAUCAAUCAGAAUCUUCAGCUGCGUCUGGAUCAGCUCAACAGUCAGGCCUUCGAGAACAACACUUCCUCCGGCGAAUCUGGCAGCCUUAAGGAGGCGCAAAGGGAACUCAAGAAGCUUCAACGAGAGACCGCCGCCAUCGAAGCCAAGAUGCAGGAGAUUGAGGAGAAACUCGAGGAGCAGGGUGGCAAGCUCGACCGUCGCGAAGCCAAGAAGGCAGAGCAGGAAGAGAUCCGCAGCACCGUUGCCGCAAGAGAAGCCAAGCAGCGCAGCUCGAUCGAGAAAAGCAUGUCCAAGAAGGCCGUUUACACGGCGCAGGCUGCGGAUGCCGCUAAGGCGAUCAGAGACUUGGGAGUUUUGCCCGAGGAGGCCUUUGACAAGUACGAGAGGAUGGAUCCCAGGCAAAUCGACUCACGGUUGAAGAAGGUCCGCAAUGCCCUCAAGAAGUUCCAGCACGUCAACAAGAAGGCGUUUGAGCAGUACAACAGCUUCACCCAGCAACAGGACCAGCUCCUGAAGCGAAGAAAAGAACUGGAUGCUUCGCAGGAGUCUAUCGAGGAGCUCGUUGCCCAUCUCGAUCAGCGCAAGGACGAGGCCAUUGAGCGUACCUUCAAACAAGUGUCCAAGGAGUUCGCCACCAUCUUUGAGAAGCUUGUCCCGGCUGGACAUGGUCGUCUAGUCAUCCAGCGCCGAACCGAUCGCCGCGUCGACCCUGAGGAGUCUGAUGAGGAGCAGAACCGUAGCGUUGAGAACUACACCGGUGUCGGUAUCAGUGUGUCCUUCAACUCAAAGACUUUGGACGAGCAGCAGAGGAUCCAGCAACUCAGUGGUGGUCAAAAGAGUUUGUGUGCAUUGUGUCUCAUCUUUGCCCUUCAGCAGACGGAGAGCAGUCCCAUGGUCAUCUUUGACGAGGUCGACGCCAACCUCGACGCCCAGUACCGUACCGCCGUCGCCAGCCUCUUGGAGUCCAUCUCCCAAGAGGCCGGAACGCAGUUCAUCUGCACCACCUUCCGACCCGAGAUUGUUCACGUCGCCGACAAGUGCUACGGUGUGACUUUCCACAGCAAGACGAGUUCCAUUGACUGUGUACCUACCGAAGAGGCGCUGAGCUUCGUCGAGGGUGUCGCGGCAGGAAAGUAA